Molecule: messenger RNA, 1243 nt
Organism: Tripterygium wilfordii
Lineage: Eukaryota; Viridiplantae; Streptophyta; Magnoliopsida; Celastrales; Celastraceae
Product: E3 ubiquitin-protein ligase BIG BROTHER-like
Exons: 9
Coding region: 290-1027 (245 amino acids)
Biological process (GO): protein ubiquitination; negative regulation of organ growth
Molecular function (GO): ubiquitin conjugating enzyme binding; ubiquitin-protein transferase activity
Source: RefSeq, a predicted model, not a curated record
CCCCUAAAACCCAGCACAGAGAGACACAAAGCAGAGAGAGACAGAGAAGAGAGAGAGAGGGAGAGAGACCAGUCCUCUCUCACUGUCACUUGUACGCUCUCUGUAAUCUCUACAGUCUGCAACAAGGAGACAUAGAUAUGGAGAGAGAGGAGUGCAAUCUUCAUGAUCCGAAUGGUGAAGUCUAGUACUUAACUGAGAUUGAAUGAGCACAAAGCCUCAGAUUUUUUGGCAAGUUGGAUUCAGGAUAUUGUUUUCUUAUGCAAAUUGGAGUUAGACCAUUGGUUUAAAGAUGAAUGGGAACAGACAGAUGGAGAUGCAUUACAUAGACACUGGCUGUCCUUACACUGUAACUGAAAGCUUUGUGGACUUCUUUGAAGGUUUAACACAUUUGCCACCUAAUUAUUCUCCCAUUGGGCCAAUAAUUGAUCAGGAAAAUGGAUACUGGUCAACAAAUUUGAACGCAUACAAGUUUGGACCUUCUGGCCCUGGGGGUACUUCUUACCAUGGUCAUUAUGAUAUUAAUGAUCAUUUAAUGAGAAUGGAUAUCAGCAAUCGGGCCUGGGGAUACCCUUCAACGAUGAAUGUAGAGGAUCCAGCAACUACAGACGUGCAAUCUGAAGAUGCAGAUAUGAGCAUGCAUGCAAUCCCGGAAGAACGGAUUGCCGAUACUCUGAGUACUAAUACUUCUCAGGUUGUGUUGCAAGAUAAUUUUGAUCCAGACGACAUGACAUAUGAGGAACUACUUGAGUUAGGUGAGGCAGUUGGAGCUCAAAGUCGAGGUCUUUCUCAGGAGCUUAUUGAUUUGCUUCCAACCUCGAAAUGCAAGCUCAAGAAUAUAUUCUCUAGGAAAAGAUCUGGAGAGAGAUGUGUGAUUUGCCAGACAAAGUAUAAGAGAGGGGACAAGCAAAUGAAACUGCCUUGCAUUCACAUUUAUCAUUCCAAAUGUAUAACCAAAUGGCUAAGCAUCAACAAGAUAUGUCCCGUUUGCAAUGCUGAGGUAUUUGGCGAGGAAUCAAGGCAUUUAUAGAUCAAAAUGACCUAAACUUUGCUCCAUAAGGUUUUUCCCCCUAUUUUUUUUGGGUAGUUGAUUUUUCUCUUCUUCUCGUUUUUACAUCUAGUCAUUUGCUGUGCCAUUUUCACGGUUCUCCAUUUAAAUCUUGUUUGGCAGAAAAAGAAUAUAUCUUAACCACCAUAGGUAGUAAUUUCAUUGUGGAUAUUGUUGCUAUAGCUUAACUUUUGUGUA